This is a messenger RNA of Pipra filicauda (Wire-tailed manakin), 2461 nucleotides long. RefSeq names its product E3 ubiquitin-protein ligase HRD1-like. Gene Ontology annotation, biological process: protein monoubiquitination; protein polyubiquitination. Bases 1423 to 2445 code for a protein of 340 amino acids. Gene Ontology annotation, molecular function: metal ion binding; ubiquitin protein ligase activity. The record is from RefSeq and is a predicted model, not a curated record. Lineage: Eukaryota; Metazoa; Chordata; Aves; Passeriformes; Pipridae. The transcript is spliced from 2 exons.
AAACCAUGCAUCUGGUCAAGGGUGAAUAUCUACUCCACAGGGCAGCCUCACUGUGUGGAGGGCUGCCAAGAAGGGACAGUGCAUAGGAGUGUGACAAGACAUGACAGAGGACAAAAACCAAGGAGAGUGAAGUUGGGAAGAUGCAGAUGUGGACAAGAGACCUGUACUCAAAUAUCACCUCUUUGCCUAUAGCCUAUGCCUUCACGUUCUCCUAAAGCCCCACAGUUACAGUAGCAGGAAGCCCUUCGGAGGGAACUGUCAUUUUGCAGGCUAAAUCCUAUUAGCAGCAGCUGAGAGAGAAAAUACCAUGGUGGCUGGAUGGGUAGGGUACCAUAAUGUACAACAGGAUACAACAGAACAUUUCAUUUAGAAGAGACCAAUAAUAACUGUAUAGUACAACUGCCUGACCCCUUCAAGGAUGACCCAAAUUUAAAGUAAGUCAUUAAGGACAUUGCUCAAAUGCCUCUGGAACUGAUAGGCUUGGGGCAUUGACCACCACUCAAGAAAGCCUAUUCCAGUGUUUGACCACCCUCUCACUAAAGAAAUGUUUUCUCAUGUUAAGUCUGAACCACUCCUGAUGCAGUUUUGAAUCACUUCCCCAUGUCCUGUCACUGGAUCCCAGGAAGACUUUUAAAGGCAUGACAAGACAAACAGCCACAGUCAUGUGACACAGGUAACUGAGGGAGAGCUACAUGGAAAUGCAGAAGCUGAAAACAAGAAAAGGUAUUUCCUUUUUUCUCCUGACACCAUGUGCCUGCAGGGAUGGAAGGCCUGCUGUGACAACACUGGGAAGAAGAGGCUGAUGUCACUGACCUGUGGACUGUGACUUCACCGAGUGAUGGAUUGUGACCUCACUUUCCUCUCUGCUUAUCUUGGGGUGACUGGGAGUCUGAAUGCCUUUUGUACUGUCACCCAGGGGCAGAGGCUGAUGUCACCGAGCAGUAGACUGUGACAUCACGGGGAGAUGCAUUAUGACACUGCUUACAUUCAGAUAUUGGCAGAGCCUUCACCAAUCUGGCUCCAGCCUGAACUUCUACCAAGCAAGACUGUGAGUCCAAGAGGAUCAAGCCAGGUUUCUCCAGUGAGGACUGGUGCCUGCCACUGGCAGAUAUUGGUGCAGACCUGGAGCAGUCUAACUAGUGUUUCCCUGGCCCUGCCUGGUUCAGGUAGCCAGGCACUGCAGGUGCUGGCAGCAGUGAAGAUUGGCUCUGUGGGAAAACGUGCCCCCCAGGGGUGGCUGUGGUGUGGGUGACGGGGCUCAGGGAGCUGGAAGGAUGUCAUUCUUGAAGGGCCUGGACAUUUCUUCCUCCCCUUCCUGGGAGAGCCAGUGACCAUGGCUUCUCCCUCCUGUGACAUGUGGCACCAGUGAAGGCAAGCAGCUCCUGAUCCUAAGCUCUCCCCAGUGUGCUGCAGGACACAAAAAUGGCCACGGAGACAGACAGCAACUGCCCCAUUUGCCAGGACACUUGGAAGGAUGUGGCUUCUGCUCUGCCCUGUCACCACCAGUUCUGUCUGGGCUGUAUCCUGCGGUGGGCGCAGAGAAACCCAGUGUGCCCACUCUGCAGAAAAACAAUAGAGACCAUCCGGUUUUCUGACUUUGGAGAAGGAGACUAUCUGGAGACAGCCAUCACAGCCCCUGAGGAGCUGCCAGAUGGCAGCAGUAUGGCAGGGAGAGCUCCUGACACCCUGGCUGAGAACAGCCCCCAUCCCCCUGGGACAUCCCGUUCAUUUUCUCCACAGGAGACACUGUCGCAAGUAGAGCAGGAAGGUUCAGGCAGUAUCCUGCCGGAGGACUGGGCAGAACUUUUCCGUCAACAAGAGCAUCUCCUGGACCCUGUGCGGCCCUGGCUACGCCAGAGGCUGGAGGGAAUAUACCGGGGCUGGUGGUGGGUGGUAGAGACCAUAGAGAGCACCAUCCUGCAUGGCCUCUGUGUCUAUGGGCUGAAUGCAGAGGUCUUGAUUGAAGUGCUGGAGCUUCUCCUCCAGGAACACGCAGCACCACUGAUCCACAGUGCCAUCAACAUCAUUGUGGGCCAGUGCAGUGAGGAGGCCCAGAGACUGAUGUGCUCUGGUGCAGUCAGAGAUGAGAACAAUGGCCCUGUGGCCACAGCCAGCUCCAGCUCCAGCAGCUACAGCUACUCCAGGAGCUCCAGCUUCAGCAGCUCCAGCUCCAGCAGUUCCCGGAAGGGGACUCCUGCCAGCAGCCUCACAGGCUCUGACAUGGAGGAGGAACCUGCUACAACAGAGGCCUCCCUCCUGCCCAGGGCAGCAGCCACAGCCCCUCCGCUCCCAUCCAGGGCAGGGAGUGAUCGCCCGGGGAAUCCCAGCAUGCCCCAGACAGGAGGGCCCCCAGUUCCCAGGACUCUCUGCAACCCUGCAAGAGGCCGCCCCGCUGGCAGUGCUGGCAGGGCUCUUGCAAUUCUUUAUUCAAAGAAAAGGAAAUAAAUUAUUAUUUCCCUCA